This is a messenger RNA of Chlorella variabilis, 558 nucleotides long. RefSeq lists its product as hypothetical. The record is from RefSeq and is a predicted model, not a curated record. Bases 1 to 558 code for a protein of 185 amino acids. The transcript is spliced from 5 exons. Gene Ontology annotation, biological process: translation. Lineage: Eukaryota; Viridiplantae; Chlorophyta; Trebouxiophyceae; Chlorellales; Chlorellaceae. Gene Ontology annotation, cellular component: cytosolic large ribosomal subunit; ribosome. Gene Ontology annotation, molecular function: structural constituent of ribosome; RNA binding.
AUGGUGGCUGACAAGAAGGCCAGCAACCCCAUGCGGGACAUCCGCGUCUCUAAGCUGGUGCUGAACUGCUGCACCGGCGAGAGCGGAGAUCGCCUGCAGAAGGCCGCUAAGAUAAGCGCCUGUCGCCGCAGCAGGCGGCCUCAGCUGACCGGCCAGCAGCCCGUGUUCGGCAAGGCGCGCUACACCGUGCGCCAGUGGUCCAUCCGCCGUAACGAGAAGAUCUCGGCGCACGUGACUGUGCGCGGCGAGAAGGCGAUGCAGCUGCUGGUGCGUGGCUGCGCUGGCGCUGCUGCGGGCGCCUGCGGCCGGCCUGCUGCUGGUGGCAGUCUUGGUGCUGCUGCUGCUGCUGCCUGCUGCAUUGCUUCUGCUCUGUGCUGCUGCUGGUGCCGAGGCAUGGACUUCUAUGUUGUGCUGGAGCGCCCCGGCUACCGCGUGGCACGCCGCCGCAAGCAGCUGGCCAAGGUCGGCGUGCAGCACCGGGUGACCAAGGACGACGCCAUCAAGUGGUUCCAGCAGAAGUUCGAGGGUGUGGUGCUCAACAAGGCGCACGCCAGCUAA